Sarcophilus harrisii (Tasmanian devil) is the source of this 6554-nucleotide messenger RNA. Its product is annotated as zinc finger and SCAN domain-containing protein 20. Lineage: Eukaryota; Metazoa; Chordata; Mammalia; Dasyuromorphia; Dasyuridae. The transcript has 9 exons. The record is from RefSeq and is a predicted model, not a curated record. Bases 365 to 3571 code for a protein of 1068 amino acids.
UCCGCCCGGCGGUCGCCUCUCGUGCAGCUCUAGGGGGGCGGCCGGGGUGAGGUGAAUGCGAGCUGCGGGGGGAGGGGAGGCUCGCGCCCAUCCUAGGGCAGAGGGUGGGCCGGAGACGCCCUGCUCGGGAGCCCCUGGGCAGAGAUUUCUCUAAACCUGUGGUCGCAUGAAAAUUUCUCAGGUGAAAAGGGAUCACAAGUUGAGAAAGUUUAAGAAGUUUUGAUAUAUAACAUGGACAAGUGUGUUCAGGGACCAGGGGGGAGAAACCCCUCUUACAGGUGUCCAUCUGGAGGUGAUGAGGCAAACAAGGAGACUGAAAAGUAGGAGAUCUACCUAGGUUGGAACUCACUCACCACAUUCUACCAUGGCCACCACCCUUGAGUCCCCAGUUCAGUCUCCAACAGAGCAGGAGGGACUCCUCAUAGUGAAAUUAGAAGAAGAUUCUUCCUGGAAACAAGAAUCUUCUCUUUGGGGAGAUGAACUUGAUCUUGAGAUCUCCCGUCAGCGCUUCCGGCAAUUUCAGUAUCAGGAGGAAUCUGGACCCCACCAAGCUUUUAGCCAGCUCUGGGAGCUUUGUUGUCGGUGGUUGAGGCCAGAAGUACGUAUGAAAGAGCAGAUCUUAGAGCUUCUGGUGCUGGAGCAGUUCCUGAAUAUCUUACCCAGAGAGAUCCAAAGUUGGGUUCGAGAACAUCAUCCAGAGAGUGGUGAGGAGGCUGUUGCUUUGGUGGAGGAUUGGCAUGAAAAUCCGAGGAGAUCACGACAGCAGAUUACUGCCAAUGCCCAUGGAAAGGAAGUGGCCUCAAAGGAGUCUAAGCCUUUGGGAACAGGGAAGGAUUCAGAGAUAGCGCCCAUGGACUGCCUGUUUAAGGGACAAACCCAGAAAAAGCUGCUGCAGAAUUCCUGCUCAGGGCUGCCUGAGCAGUGCCAGCUCAAGGAGGAAUCAAGAACUCUUAAAGAGAAUGCUGUCCUUGCUCCCCGGGUUCCUGCUCUGCCUAAGAUGGGUAGUGUUGGUGACUGGGAGAUGGCGGCUGAGUCCCAGGUAACAGAUGAAGAUGCAUCGUUGUACUUCUCUGCAAGCAAUGAGAACCCUUCUCAGAAGGCUGUCUGCAAGAAUACCACAAGAGAGAGUUAUGGAAAUGAGCUUUCACUGGUUUUGAAAUCUAACAGCAUCUCCUGGCCAGAGCAAGGAAGAGAGCCAUGUAUACCAAACCUUCUGCACUCUGGGAAAAGAGAGAACCCUGCAGAUCAUAGUACAUGUGAAGAACAAGUGAGACUAGGGCAGACAUCCUCUGUGAAGGAAGGAAAAUCCUGGGAAGAACAGGAACAGUGGGAUAUGGAGGACAUGAGGGUGACUGGAGUACACUGGGGCUAUGAGGAAACAAAGACUUUCCUUGCAAUCCUUGGUGAGUCUCCAUUUUCUGAAAAACUUCGGACCUGCCAUCAGAACCGCCCUGUGUACCGGGCCAUCUCUGAGCGAUUGCGAGAACGGGGUUUCCUGCGAACCCUAGAGCAAUGCCGGUAUAGGAUCAAAAAUCUUUUAAGAAAUUAUAGGAAAGCCAAGAGCAGCCAUCCCCCUGGUACUUGCCCUUUCUAUGAGGAGUUGGACACUCUGGUGAAGGCUCGGACUGCUGUCAGAGCCACAGGCGUCUCAGAGAAGGCUUCAGGCCUUCCCAGGUUGGGGGAUAGUGAUGCUGAGACAGAAGAGCAGGAAGAAAGGAACUGGGAACACGAGAGAGCUACUGAGGCUACCACAGCGGAAGACUGUAAAAGGAAUGAGAUGGUCAUUGGAGAACCAAUCCAGCGACCCAAGAUGUCUAGUGGCUCAGCCUUUUUCCAAAGUCGUGUUGCAGGUGUGCACUGGAGCUAUGAAGAAACCAAGAUUUUCCUUGCCAUUCUUGGUGAAUCUCCAUUCUCCAAAAAACUUCAGACCUGUCACCAGAAUAGCCAAGUAUAUCGUGCCAUUGCUGAGCGUCUGCGCCAACGGGGUUUCCUCCGGACACUAGAACAGUGUCGCUACAGGUUCAAAAACCUCCUACGAAGUUACCGGAAAGCUAAAAGCAGUCAGCCCCCAGGGGUUUGCCCCUUUUAUGAAGAACUGGACACUCUCAUGCGUGCACGAGCAGUUCUCAGAAGUGCCCACCUCUCAGAAAGGCCAGGAAGGAGAGAUGCUGAAGAAUUGGACCAAAGGACCUGGAGACAGGAGGAGGAAGAGGAGGAAGAAGAGGAGGAGGAGGAGGAGGAAGCAUCCAAAGAGGAUGAGGGCAGUGAUGUGCCAGCCCAGCAUUUUAAAACCCUUGAUACUGCAGCUCCAUUUAAAAGCUGCAUUGGUCUGGACGUGAAGUGUGAGAAUGAAGAACAGAAUUCAAAGCAGGAUGUUUCUGAGGAGCUGCAUAAGACAUCAUCAAAACAUUUUGAAGAAGAUGUGCAGCAGUCUGUUUGGGGAAAAGACAGUGAAGAUGAAUAUGAAUCAUCAAGACAGUAUGAAAGUUCCUCAGAGGAACAGUGGGAGAAAUGUUCUGAAGAGGAUUUAGAAAAACUAAUAGAUCAUCAGGGACUGUACCUAGCAGAAAAACCCUACAAAUGCAAUACAUGUGUGAAAAGUUUCAGUCGGAGCUCUCAUUUUAUUGCACAUCAACGAAUCCACACUGGUGAAAAACCCUACAAAUGUCUUGAAUGUGGGAAAAGCUUCAGUGACCGUUCUAACCUCAAUACUCAUCAGAGAAUCCAUACUGGAGAGAAACCUUACAAAUGUCUUGAAUGUGGAAAAAGUUUUAGUGAUCAUUCAAACCUAGUUACUCACCAGAGAAUCCAUACAGGAGAAAAACCUUAUAAAUGUAGUGAGUGUUGGAAAAGCUUCAACCAGAGUUCAAACCUUAUUAAACAUCAGAGAAUCCACAUGGGAGGAAAUACUGAUAGAUUUAGUGAACAUGGAGUAAGCUUUGCUAACAAUCCAUCUUUGAGGGCACACUUGAAGAUCUCUGAGCAGCUUGAAGGAGAAAACAAUUUCAGUAUGAACUUAACUUGUUCUGGGCCCCAGAGAGCUGACUCUGGAGAAAAACCCUUUGAAUGUCAUGAAUGUGGAAGAAGCUUCAGUAAGAGCUCAGCCCUUACUAGUCACCAAAGAAUUCAUACAGGGGAGAAACCUUAUGAAUGUGCAGAAUGUGGGAAAAGCUUCAGUAAAAGCUCAACCCUUACUAACCAUCAAAGAGUCCACACAGGUGAAAAACCAUAUAAAUGUGUUGAUUGUGGGAAAUGCUUCAGUGAACGUUCAAAGCUUAUCACUCAUCAGAGAGUUCACACGGGAGAGAAACCCUAUAAAUGUGUGGAGUGUGGGAAAAACUUCCGUGAUCGUUCCAACCUCAUUACGCACCAUAGAAUUCACACAGGAGAGAAACCAUAUAGAUGUGGUGAGUGUGGGAAAUGUUUCAACCAGAGCUCAAGCCUUAUUAUACACCAGAGAAUCCAUACUGGAGAGAAACCCUACAAAUGUACUGAGUGUGGAAAAGACUUCAACAACAGUUCACACUUCAGUGCCCACCGGAGAACACACACUGGGCGUAAAGUUAUAUAGGAGAGAAAAACCAAGUUUUUAUUUUAUUUUUCGAGCAUCAUAUAUUUGCUAGAAAAGUGCUUUUUAAAGCUUUAGGCUCAGUUCAUCCUAGGGAAACAAUACUGGUAUAAAGGCAAGCAACUUGGAGGUGAAUAGUUGAAUAUUAAAACACAUUUCACAAAAACAAUUUGCUUUUGUGUUGGGGGAAAACACAACAACUCAAACAUGUUUCUUAGGCCAAUCUUACCUUGGCUAAUGAAAAAUGUUGGAGCUAAGCAAGUAACUUUGCAAUUAGACCAAUGAAUUAUUGGUCUAAUACAGACAAGCCAUUAUUAGUAUGGGAACUUUCUCACCCAUUUCAGGAAUCAUGUAUGGAAUUGAAGCAAUAAAAAAAAUUACUACAUUAUCAUAGAUUUCUGAAUUUCAGCAAACCUAAAGCACUUAACUGAAAACAUUUCAACCUCACUUUACAACCUUACAAGACAAAUAUAAAUUUUUUUCCUUCUAUUUAUAAAUGGGAAAAUAAAUGAUUAAAACAAAAGUCUUGAAUGUAGCUCAAACAUUGUUAACACAACAGUGGAAUACAUAGAGGAGAAAAGCUUGUUAAAUCUGAUGAAAACAUAGCUUUUAGUCUGAUGGGAAACAGCUCAGUAGGGAGAUAAGUCUGGGGGGACUCCUUUCCAUCCUUGGUGCCAUACUAGCAGACUAGCUGAGUCAUUAUGGGGAGGCUCAGGGGUUUUUUGUUGGUUUUUUAAACUGGUGUGGUGGUGUUGCAAGUAUUUCUACAGAGUAUGGGGGAAAUGCUGAUGGUGAUAUUACCUCAUAUUCUUCAUGCCAACCUGUUUUGGAAUUCUGCCUGGGAAUGAAAAUUAUGCCUAAUUAUUUUACUUAUCUUAAUAAAGUAGAAUUUAGUCGUUGUGAUUGUCUUAAGAUUAUUAAGGCACAGAUAAAUAGUUGGUGGAGGAUCACAUUGAUGUGUUGUAUGCAGAUGGAUUUCUCUAUUCUUAAUCUUCAACUUUGCUGAUAGUCAUUUCUUCACUAUUAAUGGAAAUCUGUUGGAAUCUUUGUGGUCUUGAACCAUAUUGUAAAUAAAGAAACUUAUUUAUGUGAUGGAAAAUAUGGAGUACCAUCACCCAGAGUUUAGGGUGACUCAAUUGUCUUAGAAAGUAACUGCUGAUGGAACUGAUAGGGAAAGGAAGCAGUCAUUUAUUAGAUGACUAGCUUGAAAUUCUCAGUGUACAUUAAAAGGAUUGUGAACCUCAGUCUUUUUUCUUGGUUCCUAAGAAAUGCCAUUCUGAGACAAUUUAUAAUUCUUCUGGGGUCUCAAGAAAGGUCGGAAUGUCCAGGGACUUUCACACAAGUCCUGUUCCUGGAACAUGGACAGUGAGAUGUCAUUGCAUAUUUCUAGUGCCAGUGACUCACUUUGUCUUUAGUAGAUGUUGGCGAGCUCUGGCAAGUUGAGAUGUUUAUAGACACUACUGUGCCCUCAACUGUUCAGUAUUUCACACGGGAUAGGCUAGGGGUGCCAAGAAUUCUGCUGCUAGAAGGCAAAUAACUCCUAAAAGUUUAGAGCUUCAUUGCCAGUUUUUGGAAAAAAUAUUUGACAUAUCUUUCAAAUAUUUCUUAAACUGACAGAUUUUUUUAAAAGAAGUUUAAACAUUUUGCAGUAACAAAAGAAAGUGAUUAUUUUCCACAGUGAAUGUGUUUGUUAUUUCACACAUCUUUAGGAGUUGGUAACAAGUGAAAUUUCAGAGGCUAUUAUUUGCUUUGCUAAAAGAAAAAGCCUCAUUUUUGCCUAACAGAUUAAAGUGGUCAACUCCUACCCCCUGGCUACAUAUAUUGACUUGGAAACAAAAAGGAAAACCCCAUAUAAUUUUUGGAGAAAGUAAGGAGUUUCUUACUCUUAAAACAAUCAGUUCUGGCCAAAAGGACAAAACAUACACUCAUAUUUUUCAGUGUCCUCUCAGGUAGAUGAUGUGGAACCUGAUGGAGGCACCACCCACAGCAUGGGAAGAACGGUGAGUAGAGACUAAUAGCCAGGAAAACUUCCAGCAAUGUCUCUGACUUCUUUCUGUCUCCUUGUGCUUCUGCUUCCAUCUUCCUGACGGAAAGACCAUCCUAGAAUAAUUUUAUUUCUGGUACCUAUAGGAAAUGGUGUGUGAGUCCAAGAUUUGAGAUUGCUCUAAUAGAAUAGUUGUUAAUGAUUCCUCUCCCCAUCAGCAUUUCUCAGCAUUAUUCCUUUCCAAAUUUUGAUUUGAGUGACUUCUCCUGGUCACAAACAUCUGUCGGCUCCUACUUUUGUGCCUUUUACUCCUUCACAUAGGCAGGAGAAAUGACUUAUUCUGGGUUCUCUGCCUUUGCGGAGGAAAAACAACAAUAAUCUCGAUGAAUGCUGGUGAUUUGGAAAGUGAAUAGGUAAGAAAAAUUCUUCUGGAACUGGGAUUAGGAUUUCUUGGCUAUGACUUACAAUUUAAGAAAACCAAGCUCCUGGCCAGAGAUGGCAUGUACCUACCAAGGGGUAUUAACAAUGUGUUCAUCUGCUUCCUUACAAAUCUAAUCAAAAAAUAUUUUAAACUGAAAGGGAAAGGGGAAGGAAGGAAGAUAUAAGAAUAAUUGCAGUUGAGAUCUCAGGAAGAUAAGAGGAGAAAAAGUUCAGGAAAGGGGUAAAUGACCAUCUCUACCCUCAUACCAGUCACACUGAACAGCAAAAACAUAACUUUCUGGAUUUCAUCAUGAAGCAUUUCUCUACCCAAGACCUUCCAUGUGACUCACACCUGGGCUUUAUUCUUCACACACAUUAAAAAGCCCACCUGUUGUGUAGUUAUCUGCAAGGAGCGAGGAAGCAGCCAAUAUUCUACGUAAUUUACACUGUUUAUGUAGCACCUGGGGUCCACAACUCACAGUUAUGUCCCGAAGGGAAUGAUGACCCUAGUUUAAAGGUAUAUCUUCUAAAAUUAGCUCACAAACCCCUAUCUAUGUAUUUACCCACAGCAGUCAGCCAGCA